UUUAGUGGCAAUCGAAAUCCAAAAGUCUUGCCUUUCUUAUAUAUCGCUGGUUAGUUGCUGGCUUCUUCGUCACGGGGGUAAUCAGUUGCAUAUACUUUUAUUUUUGGCGCGGCAGUUGGUUUAUUUACUUGACUAACUGGGGAUUUGUCAUGUGCGGCAUUACAAGUGCGUACAGUGCAAUACUGAUCACUUUUCAUCACUUUACAUCGGAUUUAUGGAUUCCUCCAAGCAUAGUGAUCAAAUUAUUCUGGGCCUGCUACUGGAUCACCAUAGUAGUGGAACUUACAAUUGGAAUCAUCUAUUGGGCUGCCAUUUUUCCCUUCCGGGAAGCCCACCAUCACGACAUGGAUGUACUUUCUGGAGUAUUUUGUGUUUGGACACAUGUAUUGCCGACCAUAGCCUUUACAUUCGAUAACUUAUUGACUGCCCUGCCGGCACGCUUCCUUCAUUUCAUAUACCCCAUAGGAUUUUGCAUUAUCUACACUGUUUUCACAAUAAUGUACUUUUUCUUGGGUGGUCUCGACGCAUACGGUCGACCAUAUAUAUAUCUUAUUCUAGACUAUGACAAGCCAUUAAGAGCGGCCGCUUCUAUAAUUCUUUCAUAUAUUCUAGUAAUAUUGCUGUCUAGCCUGCAGUAUGGGGUCUAUAGACUUAGAAUCUGCUGGGCUCGCAAGUACUUCAAUUCCCGCUGAAGUCAUUCGAGAUGGAAG
Molecule: messenger RNA, 710 nt
Organism: Drosophila bipectinata
Lineage: Eukaryota; Metazoa; Arthropoda; Insecta; Diptera; Drosophilidae
Product: protein rolling stone-like
Cellular component (GO): membrane
Source: RefSeq, a predicted model, not a curated record